Messenger RNA from Hyphopichia burtonii NRRL Y-1933, 891 nucleotides. RefSeq lists its product as uncharacterized. Bases 99 to 824 code for a protein of 241 amino acids. The transcript has a single exon. Gene Ontology annotation, cellular component: intracellular anatomical structure. Gene Ontology annotation, molecular function: pyridoxal phosphate binding. The record is from RefSeq and is a predicted model, not a curated record. NCBI's taxonomy places the organism in Eukaryota, Fungi, Ascomycota, Pichiomycetes, Serinales, Debaryomycetaceae.
CGGUGAUGAAAAGUUGUGUUAGUCUUAGAUUUCCACUCUCUACUCGAUUAGUUGACUUAAGAGGUAUUUGCCUAGGAUCCAGAUAUUUGCAUACCAAGAUGGCCACCCCAGAAAGACGGUCUGAUUUAGCUGCCAACUAUGAUAGUAUAAUAAAACAAGUGAAUGAAACUGCUAGUGGGAAACAAGUUAAAUUGGUAGCCGUUUCCAAAUAUAAACCUGUAGAAGACUUGAAGGCUUUGUAUGAUCAUGGUGUUCGUGACUUUGGUGAAAAUUACGUCCAAGAGUUGUUAACCAAAGCCGAAACUUUACCAAAAGAUAUUAGAUGGCAUUUUAUUGGAGGAUUGCAAAGUGGGAAAUGCAAGGAUUUAUCAAACAAUAUUCCAAAUUUGUACGCUGUUCAUUCUAUCGAUAGCUUCAAAAAAGUUAAAAAAAUGAACUCUACAAGAAAAGCAGCCGAAGGCAACCCGGUCAACGUAUUUCUUCAAAUCAAUACUUCUGGUGAAUCUCAAAAAUCUGGUUAUUCGCUUGGUGAUCAGAAAGAACUUCACGAAAGUAUUGACUAUAUUUUAAACAAUAAAGAAUGCGACAAGCUAAACCUUCUUGGGUUAAUGACCAUUGGAUCAUUUGCCGAGUCUGUUGCUGGUGUAGAGAACAAAGAUUUCAAGGCCUUGACCGAUUUGAAAAAAGAACUUGAUGCAAAAUAUAACAUUGAUUUAGACUUAAGUAUGGGUAUGAGUAAUGAUUUCAUCGAAGCAAUAAGACAAGGAAGUUCUGUCGUUAGAGUUGGUAGCUCGAUUUUUGGUGCUAGACCGGUUAAACCUUGAUGCUUUUGGGCUUCUUGUAAAUAUUACUAUUUUACGAUUUUAUUGAUGAUUAAAUAUAUAGCAUUAC